UUCUUCCUCCCUCUUCCUUCCUCACCAUUGAUUCCUCUCUCUCUCUCUCUCUCUCUCUCAGUGCAAAGCAAUAUAGCACCAAAGCUUCUUCCAGUUUCUUCCUUUAUACGAUUCAAGCUUUUGCGAAAUCAUCUUCGUUUCGUUUCGUUCCGUUAAACGAGCUAUGAACAUGAAUUUUUCGUUUUGCUCAACAUCUUCUGAGAUUUCAUAUGCUGCUAGUGACAAUGUUCUGAGGUUUCCGGUAGCGAGGCGGUUGUUGUUUGCUCCUGAAUUGGCUAAGUUUGGUGAGAAAUGGAAGAGGAAUUACAUUGAUUUGCCUUGUCUUCGUGGUAGUACGAGGAAGGUUUUGGCGUCAAGCCGGUUUGUGCCAGGACAAUUGGAAGAUUCGUCGAUUGUUAAGAAGAGUUUACAGAGAAGAGAACCUGUAGAGAAGCUUGGUGUUGUGAGGACUUUGUUAAUUGAUAAUUAUGAUAGUUAUACGUUCAAUAUUUAUCAGGCUUUGAGUACUAUUAAUGGAGUGCCUCCUGUGGUUAUUCGGAAUGAUGAGUGGACGUGGGAAGAAGCUUACCAUUACUUAUAUGAAGAUGUUGCUUUUGAUAAUAUUGUGAUAUCACCUGGUCCUGGCUCGCCCAUGUGCCCAGCUGAUAUAGGAAUAUGUCUUCGUCUUUUGCGUGAGUGUCGUGAUAUUCCAAUUCUAGGUGUCUGCCUUGGCCACCAGGCAUUGGGAUAUGUCCAUGGAGCUCAAGUAGUCCAUGCCCCGGAACCAGUCCAUGGACGGUUGAGUGGGAUUGAACAUGAUGGGAACAUAUUGUUUUCUGAUAUUCCAUCUGGGAGAAACUCUGAUUUCAAGGUUGUUAGAUACCAUUCACUGAUCAUAGAUAAGGAAUCACUACCAAAGGAACUUGUACCAAUAGCAUGGACGAUUUAUGAUGACACUGGUUCUUUCUCUGAGAAGAACACGGGAAGCCCACUGGGAAGCGGAUCUGUCAUCCCUGUUUCAGAAAAGUUGGAAAAUCGAAGUCAUUGGCCUACGUCCCAUGUUGAUGGAAAACAAAAUAGACACAUUCUCAUGGGGAUCAUGCAUUCUUCACUUCCCCAUUAUGGUUUACAGUUUCAUCCAGAGAGUAUUGCUACUACCUAUGGAAGUCAAUUAUUCAAAAAUUUCAAAGACAUAACUGUGGAUUAUUGGAGUCGCUCUAAAUCUCCAUCCUUGCUUCGAAGAAACAUAAAUGACACUGCAAACAUGCAGGUGACUGGUGCUACUCAAUUCCUGAAGGAACUUUCCAGAAAUAGAUUUAGAGGAAAUGGUUCUAGUUAUUAUGAGAACCCUAAGAAGUCUCUGUUUGCUGCCAAGACAAAUGGUGUAGACGUCUUCGAUCUGGCGGAUUUAUCAUAUUCAAAACCUCAUGUAAAAUUGCUGAGGUUGAAAUGGAAGAAGCAUGAACGUCUUGCACAUAAACUUGGUGGAGCAAGAAAUAUAUUCAUAGAACUCUUUGGCAAGAAUAGAGGGAAUGAUACUUUUUGGCUGGAUACUUCUUCUAGUGACAAGGCUAGAGGACGAUUUUCUUUCAUGGGAGGUAAAGGUGGAUCUCUAUGGAAGCAGUUGACAUUUAGUUUAUCUGAUCAAAGCGAGAUUACAUCUAAACAUGCGGGACAUCUUCUGAUUGAAGAUUCCCAGGCCUCGACUGAGAAACGAUUCUUGGAAGAAGGCUUUCUUGAUUUUCUACGUAAGGAGCUUGCAUCUAUCUCUUAUGAUGAGAAGGACUUCACAGGGUUGCCUUUUGACUUUUGUGGUGGCUACGUAGGUUGUAUUGGGUAUGAUAUUAAAGUGGAAUGUGGAAUGCCAAUUAAUCUUCACAAAUCCAAGGCUCCAGAUGCAUGUUUUUUCUUUGCAGAUAAUGUUGUCGCCAUUGAUCAUCAACUUGAUGAUGUUUAUGUAUUAUCUCUUUACGAAGAGGGAACCACAGAAAGCUCUUUCCUGAAUGAUGCUGAAGAGAAGCUCACUAAUCUGAGAGUUUCGUCCACGGGAAAGUGGAAGGAUCAAACACUUCCUGUUAUAGAUUCAUCUCAAUGCAAAGAAAGUUUUAUCCCUGACAAAUCCAAAGAGCAGUAUAUAAAUGAUGUUGAGAGAUGUAUGGCGUACAUCAAAGACGGGGAGAGCUACGAGCUUUGUCUCACUACUCAGAACAGAAGGAAAAUAGGCAAUGCUGAUUCUUUGGGGAUUUAUGUCUACCUGAGAGAAAGGAAUCCAGCACCAUAUGCAGCCUUUCUCAACUUCUCAAAUGCAAAUCUGUCUUUAUGCUGUUCGUCCCCUGAAAGGUUUCUUAAGCUGGACAGAAAUGGAAUGCUAGAAGCAAAGCCGAUUAAGGGUACUGUAGCUCGUGGCUCCACACCUGAAGAAGAUGAACUUCUUAAAUUGCAAUUAAAACUGAGUGAGAAGAAUCAAGCUGAGAAUCUGAUGAUUGUUGACCUUCUAAGGAAUGAUCUCGGUCGUGUCUGUGAGCCUGGCUCAGUCCAUGUACCUAACCUCAUGGACGUGGAAUCAUACACAACAGUACACACUAUGGUGAGCACAAUCCGUGGACUGAAAAAACCAGAUAUAAGUCCAGUCGAAUGUGUAAGAGCAGCAUUCCCUGGCGGUUCAAUGACCGGUGCACCAAAACUAAGAUCCGUUGAGGUUCUUGAUUCUCUAGAAAACUGUUCGAGAGGCCUUUACUCUGGCUCAAUUGGGUAUUUCUCAUAUAAUGGUACAUUCGAUCUCAAUAUUGUGAUAAGAACAGUUGUGAUACAUGAAGAUGAAGCUACCAUUGGAGCAGGAGGAGCAAUAGUUGCAUUAUCAAACCCAGAAGAUGAGUUUGAGGAGAUGAUUCUUAAGACUAGAGCUCCUGCUAAUGCAGUCUUGGAGUUUUGUAAUGAUCCGAGGAGACAAUAGUCUUGUGUGUCUCUUCAAAGUUCAAAACAAUUGUUUUUGCUGUGUGUGUGUGUAUGUGGCUUCAAAACAGGUAUCAUUUGUUAUUUUUAUAAAUUUUUUUAUUGGCAUACGAGUUGAUUUGGC
Camelina sativa (false flax) is the source of this 3055-nucleotide messenger RNA. The record is from RefSeq and is a predicted model, not a curated record. Lineage: Eukaryota; Viridiplantae; Streptophyta; Magnoliopsida; Brassicales; Brassicaceae.